This is a messenger RNA of Mesorhabditis belari, 657 nucleotides long. NCBI's taxonomy places the organism in Eukaryota, Metazoa, Nematoda, Chromadorea, Rhabditida, Rhabditidae. The record is from the annotation of a GenBank genome assembly.
CUGAAUGAAACGAAUAGUGUGUGGGAAAAGCUUGGAGGAGUCGUCGAGAAAUGUGGAAUCAAUUUGCGGAAAUCAAUCAAGCUACAACGUUUAGCGAAUAAGGGUGACGCCAAAAUAUUCAUCUAUCCGGUUGCAAUGAAUGACUCACUUGUCUCAGUGACAUUGGGAAUCGGUGGAGAUGUGAAAGUGGAGAAGCAGCUGAAUGCAACUUUCACAAACAUCGAUUUCUUUGGCGCUGAUCCGUUUGAGGCGACGGCUGGCGUAUUCCGAGCACUCGGAAAUGUUUAUUUGACUGGUAUUGGGCCGAUUGAUGGACAGAUCAACUCGUCGAUUCUCACAAACGAUGACCCUCAAAAGCCAAUCUAUAACACAAAAACGAUCGCGUCGAUCACCUUUAAGAACUACCUAAAUAAAAUAAAGCAAAAUUUCAUCGAUUUUCUUUUAAUCGACAUCGAAGGCCCGGAGUACUGGGUUUUGCCGAAGAUUUUCGAUGAAGAAAUGCGAAAUGAAUACACGAUUUGUCAGUUAAACAUUGAAAUCCACGGCCCAUUGGAAAGCUAUGGAGUGACGACAAAGCAAUUCGAUGCUCUUAUCUUUUCCUCACUCGACUCCUCAUUUCUCCCGCUUUCCCUACCUGCAGGCGGCACGCAUCGCAAC